Cydia pomonella (codling moth) is the source of this 2168-nucleotide messenger RNA. Its product is annotated as protein CNPPD1. The transcript has 6 exons. Gene Ontology annotation, cellular component: cyclin-dependent protein kinase holoenzyme complex; nucleus. Gene Ontology annotation, molecular function: protein kinase binding; cyclin-dependent protein serine/threonine kinase regulator activity. NCBI's taxonomy places the organism in Eukaryota, Metazoa, Arthropoda, Insecta, Lepidoptera, Tortricidae. The coding region runs from base 136 to 1218 and encodes 360 amino acids. The record is from RefSeq and is a predicted model, not a curated record. Gene Ontology annotation, biological process: regulation of cyclin-dependent protein serine/threonine kinase activity.
CAUUCACAUAUCAUUGUUUCUGUUUAGGAGGUGCGUUCCACUGAUUUGUGCAUAAUAUUUUAAAAAUAUUAUAUUUGAUUCAUGUUGUUAUCCAAUUUAUUCUAACCAUUUAAGGUCAGCAGUAGCAAGACCACUAUGUCCAACAUAUCCAAGAGGAGGCGGGAAGGAUCGCGGUCCAAGAUCAAGAGUAUGGGAGACCACAAAGAGUUUCUGAACCGCAUCACUAAAACUCUGUACUACGGUGAACUGCCCUCGCUACCCUGUCUGAGUCUCCCCGUCACUGAGGUGUCCUGCGCACUAUGGUCCGCCGCACAGCAGGGUCGGUCGCUGAGACGUUUGCACGGCGACGCGGCGGCGCGCCUCGCAUAUGACGCGCGCGUGUCUCCGUGCGCGCUUGUUUUGGCUCUGUUAUACUUGGAGAGGCUGCGACAUCGCAACCCUGCAUACGUCGCCGCCGCCGCGCCCGCUGACCUCUUCCUCGUGUCGCUGAUGGUUGGCAAUAAGUUCCUUCAAGACGACGGCGAGGACGCGGAGACGCUGGUGGCGGAGUGGGCGGCGGCCGGCGGGCUGACGCCCAAGGACCUCAAGCGGCUGGAGAUAGACUUCCUAAAUGCUAUUGAAUGGAACGUAUACGUAAACAACGAGAGCUUCGAAUCGGGUCUGUCCUGGCUUGAAAGUCAAGUGGCGUUAAAGCAGGCGAAGGAACGAGGAUUCUUCACGUACAGCGACUUAGCAGCCGCGGGGGGAGAUGCGGGGGUAGCAGUAGUGGGCACCGCGGCGGCCGCCCUCGCGCUGGCCUACGUGGCCGCGCUGGCCGCCUCCGCCUGGCUGGUGUCCUGCGCGCUGCCGCUGCUGCAGCCCGCACGGCUGCCCGCCGCACACACGCCCGCCCCCGGCCUCAACGCCAGCCUCCCCUUCCCCGACCCGCCUCGCUGCUGCACAUCCUGGCUCAACUAUCAUUCCACUGUAAAUACCCCCCCGGUUUAUCCGAUCGAUUUACAACAGCCGUGGUUUAACAUUAAGACUGAUUUCACUUGGUACCGCAGCUCUUUAGUGGACCCGCUUCAAAAAUGGCUGGAAAAGCUCGAUGAGUAUGCCGAUGAAUAUAUUUUUAAAUCUAAGAGGUGCUCGUAUGAGCCCGCGGCGCACCCGCGCUGCGUGCGCCAGUGGCUCGAUCUUAGCAAGCUAGGUGGUCUUGUUGUUAUAUCGGACCGAUAAUAUAUUAGUACUUCCAGCUCGGUUCCAGAAAAUACUGAAUACCGUCUCGUUCUGGUUUACCAGAAUAAAGAGACAGUAGUAACCCUUUGAACGCCAUGACUCUUAAACAAAAAUAUUAUUCAAACGCUAACAUUACAGAUGGAUGUGAAAAUGCAAACAUAAAUCUAAGGUCGUAACGGUUAUAAACGUUCUUGGCGUUGAGCACGACGACUUAAGGCGUUUUUGGCGUCCAAAGGGUUAAACGUGUGUUUCUGCAACUGAGGAAACCGAUCGCUCACGCUUAUCUGUCCUUUGCAUUAUUUAUUAAGUAAUCGCUCAAUAGCAUUUCGUUGUUGAACAAAGCAAUAAUUGUUUUUCAUGUUUAAUUUUAGUUUUGUGUGUGAGCCUCCGUUUACGUUUGACGUAGCCCCGUAUUUUUAUAAUACUAUUUGAGUCCUGUUCAAAUGAAUGCGUUUACUUUUGAUACCUGUAUCUCAUACAUCGCUAAUGUAUAGAUCAAUUUACAAGUUUUCACGCUGAAAGUCUAUGAAAAAUAUUUGUACAAAUCUCAUGACAACUCAUGAUUAUUAGUACAUGAUUGAUAAUAGUUCUUCGUACAGAACUCUCACUGUCUAACAAAACCGAUGUUUGACAGCUGGAGGUCACGAAUGUUGUUGUCCCUCUCUAACGUAUACGACGUUCUACGGCUGUCUAGGUUUGACAGUAAUGCAAGAUUCGCCUCUGCUGCGAUCAUUACAUAAAAAAAAAUACAAUUCCAAGUUGCAAAGUAAUCUUAAUAUUGUGUCCAUUUUAUUAGUUACCAAAUGGCAUUGGAUAUUUUGUAAAAAAGUGUUUUUGAGGUUUGUGAUUGUAGAUAAUCUUGUCAAAUUGUAAAUAAUACGUAAUAUUUUUGUAUGUCGUCCUUGGUGGUGUAACUGCAAACUAAAAAAUAAACUACUUCUGCAAUAUAA